Messenger RNA from Plenodomus lingam JN3, 375 nucleotides. The record is from RefSeq and is a predicted model, not a curated record. Lineage: Eukaryota; Fungi; Ascomycota; Dothideomycetes; Pleosporales; Leptosphaeriaceae.
AUGUUUAUAUUGCUGCAAGCCAACCAAGAGCGCGCUCAAAGCGACCUCUCCUUUACGCGCACGUACAUACUAUCGGUAUACGUCUUCCAUCCGUGCAAGACCACAAAGGAGCCAGAAGAAAAGGGGGAGGCAAACUCCCAAAGCAACAAGGAAAAGUGUAGGGCUUCACUUCGCAUCUUCAGCACUAACCGUCUUGCUAAUGCGCACCAACAACACCCCCUUUGUAAUCACGCCAUUCGCGUCGUAAAGAUGCAUUAUCCGCAAUCCAGGCUGGCAUCGGUCAAGGCGGAAACAGGCCCAGGCCGCGAGGUCGUCGCUCAGACGCUCGUCGUCCAUGAUUUUGAACCUGCCGAGAAAAGUCAGACAUGGGGGUAA